This is a messenger RNA of Spea bombifrons (plains spadefoot toad), 2550 nucleotides long. It is a transcript of the gene RIC8B, whose product is annotated as RIC8 guanine nucleotide exchange factor B. Lineage: Eukaryota; Metazoa; Chordata; Amphibia; Anura; Pelobatidae. Gene Ontology annotation, biological process: G protein-coupled receptor signaling pathway. The record is from RefSeq and is a predicted model, not a curated record. Gene Ontology annotation, molecular function: guanyl-nucleotide exchange factor activity; G-protein alpha-subunit binding. The transcript has 11 exons. Gene Ontology annotation, cellular component: cytoplasm; plasma membrane. Bases 105 to 1706 code for a protein of 533 amino acids.
GCGCCGGGGCUUACUGCGCAUGCGCAGCAGUGGAGCUUUCUGCCAGUAUGUGAAGGGAAAGGCUGUACGGAAUCACCUCAUCGCCAAGUUCCCUCUUUACAAAGAUGGACCUGGACGGAGUGAUAGAGAGAGUGAGCCCGGGGAACCAUGACGAGAUUGAGUCGGUCCUGAGAAAGUACAAUGCAGAGAACCGGACCACCUUUAAAUUUGACCCGUCUGAUGAAGAAAAGAGAACGAAACUUUGCCAAGCGCUCUUUAAGGUCCUCGACCAAGGAGCUCACACUUCAUGCCAGAUUGUGUGCUUGGAAGCCCUUCGCAUUCUGUCUCGAGAUAAGAAGAUUUUAGUUCCUGUGACCACAAAGGAGAACUUUCAGAUCCUCAUGAAAUUGGCCAAGCUGAACCCAAAGCUGAAAUCCUUGGGGGACGUGGCGGCUUUCCCCGUCGUCGUCGAAGCCUUAAAGUGCCUGUGUAAUAUUGUCUUCAAUAGUCCCGAAGCACAGAAACUGAGCCUGGAACUGAAUCUGGCUGCGGCCCUCUGCGCGCUUUUGGAGAAGUGCAAGGACCGGCGCACUAUUAAUGACAUUCGUUGCUUCGACCUGCGCCUUCUGUUCCUCCUGACUCUUCUGGACACUGAGACCAGGUCCCAGUUGAAACACGAGUUGCAAGGUCUCCCCCUCCUUACACAGACCCUCGAGAAUAUCCUCGGGAUUCGGUGGGCGGGAAAGUACAAGUCGGUCACAAAGCCCAACCGCCCCCCGAUGUCGUCGCAAGAUACAGACUGUACGAUAGAGGCCCUAAAAGCCCUUUUCAACGUGACCCUCGACAGCUGGAACGUUCACAGCAAGAGCGACGCUCACCAGUUCCGUCACCUGACCGCCAUCCUCUACCACAUUUUAUUAUCCCGGGGGCCGUCUGAAGAAAAAACGGAAGAGCUGCACAGCAACACGGUCAACCUGUUGAGUAACGUUCCGGUCUCCUGCCUCGAUGUCCUGAUCCGACCCGCUCAUAAGGCUUCCGCAAAUAACAACAGCAGCGAUAUGGAGGCCAUCCAAGUCAUGCUGGAUUUCAUGGAGAAGAGGAUAGACAAGGGCUGUAGCUAUCGGGAAGGAUUGACUCCGGUUCUAAGUCUGCUUACAGAAUGCUCCAGAGCUCACCGGGACGUCCGGAAAUUUAUCAAAGCGGAGGUUCUGCCUCCGCUCAGAGAUGUCUCAAGUCGGCCAGAAGUGGGUACAACCGUGCGGAACAAGCUGGUGCGCUUGAUGACCCACGUAGACUUGGGGGUGAAGCAGAUAGCCGCCGAGUUCCUUUUUGUUCUUUGCAAAGAACGAGUGGAUAACCUGUUGAAGUACACAGGGUAUGGAAAUGCAGCUGGGCUUCUUGCAGCCAGGGGUCUUCUUGCCGGGGGCAGAGGCGACCGCUGGUAUUCUGAUGAUGAAGAUACUGACACGGAGGAAUACAAAUCGGCCAAACCAAACAUUAAUCUCAUUACUGGUCACGUGGAAGAGCCGUUACCGAACCCGUUGGACGAAAUGACCGAGGAACAGAAAGAGUACGAAGCCAUGAAGCUAGUCAACAUGUUUGACAAGCUUUCAAGAGAAGAUAUCAUUAAGCCGAUGGGAGUGAGGCCGGAUGGAUCCAUGGCUCCUUUGGAAGAAGCUAUUCAUGGCACCAACAUCCCCGAAGAAAACAGUUCAGACUCCGAUUAAUUUUAUUUUGAAAAAGUUAUAUUAACACGGGAACAAGAAUAUCGAAGAUAACAUUCCAGGCAUAUAACCACACUUCCAGAGUGUAUAGACAAUAUUUAAAUAACGGCACUCUGCGGGGCGUCGUUAAUGGUUUGAGUUUGCUGUUUGUAAUUAAUAGAAUUUUAGAAAUCUGAUGUAUACAAUUAGAAAAGGUGGCCUUUACCGUUUGGAACUUUUGACGCAGAACCUUCCAAAAAACAGUAAAGGUUUGGUUUUCUAAUAAAAGUAUUCUUGCCGCCUUAUUCUAUUUUUCUUUUUUUUUUUUAACAGAUAACAAUGAGACCUUUUAAUAAUACUCUUGAGUGAUAAUUGUAGCAAACUAGACCCCCUAAUUAAAAACAAAAAAAUACCAAGCCCAGGUACUUCCUGGAGAUCCUGGGCGGUUGUAUAUGGCCACUGGGUAUGUGUGGCUGGCCUUAGUAGGAGGGGGAAGGGGCGGUAGAACGGACAGGAAGUGGGUGAAGCUAAAUGCCAGUACUUUUGACCUUACCCGGGUGGGCUAAUAGGAGCUGUCCCUGUUCUGAAGGCGUGGCUUCACAAAAGGCAGGACUUGCUGUUAGUGGAGGUGGGGCUAGUCCCAAAAAUCCUUAAAUGGGCUGAGAGUAGAAUGGUUGUGGGUGUGGCCAGAAACCACUCCCCCGUCUGAAGAAAGAGAAAAGUAGCCUCGAGGACCAGAGCCUCUUCCUGAGACCCCAGGUCAAACUUGGACAGUUCCCAGCUCUGUAAAUGCCCCAGAAGCCAGAUAGCCAACUGCAACCCCCCAUGUUUUGAGACAAAAGAGUAAAAGUAAUGGCCAUUUUAAGUA